GGCAGUGCCACUGGAGGCCCGGCGGUUUCAGAGCUUCGCCCGGGACGACGAACCGCAGACGACCCGUACGCAAAACUCGGUCGUAGUUAGCCGUGUUCGAAGGAUCGGCCGGCGAAAGGGGGCCGUAAUCGCACGAGGACGUAAGCCGCGACCCCCUCGGUGACCACGGGCCCGCGUCGUAAUCGUGAUAACUUUCGAUCGUGGAAACAUCUCUCUCUUUCUCUCUCUCUCUGUCUCUCUGGGGGGAGACGUGACAGAUCGGAGGAUAGAGACACGUUGGUAAAACCACAGCAACGUGUGCGGUGGACCGCACGACGACGAAGAGAUAUAUAUAUAUAUAUAUAUAGGAUAACACGCAGAGAGGAUCGACGGUGCGAGGAUUAAUUUUGGAGAUAAUUAUGUGAUCAGUGAGCGACGUCGUCUCGAGAGGAGAGGGGAAGAACGAUCGGUGGUGUAAAUCCGUAAAAAGGGUAAAUUGUGCGCGAGAAAGAAGGGGGGAAAGGGGCGCCGACGAAGGGUGACAAAGUGGUCUGGUAGCAGCGUCGAGCAGCGAGGAGGAUGAACAGAGUGACGGCGGAGGGUUAGGAGUGUGAGAGAGGGUGGACCGGCGGGGGCUUGGUUGGUGUGCUGGUUGUUUUGAGAUGUCAGUGGACCCGUCGAAGGCAACCGCGUCGUCGUUCUCGUCGCCGUCGCCGUUACUGCGCCCGUCGUCAUCAUGAGGAGAUCCUCUUACGUGAAUUACUACGUCCUGUGCCUCGUGUGCUGGAUUCUCCUAGGCAUCACCGGGGUGAGCACAAGAUCCCAUUCGUUAGUGAAGAGGUUCGACGGGAUUUACACGGGGCCGUACUUCGACUCAAACACCCCCACGAACAUCACGGCUCAGCUGGGGAGCCAUGCUUACCUUCCGUGCAAAGUGCGACAGCUCGGUAAUAAAUCGGUGUCGUGGAUCCGAAGAAGGGACUCGCAUAUCCUCUCAGUAGAUAGAACCAUGUUUAUCCCGGACGAAAGGUUUCAAGCGCUUUUCGUAGAUGCGUCGGACACUUGGACCCUGCAGGUUAAAUACGUGCAGGCACGCGACGAAGGCGAGUACGAGUGCCAAAUCUCGACCGACCCGAAGAAGAGUCACAUCAUCAAGCUCAACAUCGUCGUGCCAAAGAUCGAGAUCAUAGGCGACCGCGACAUGUACGUGAAGACCGGGAGUACAGUUGCGAUACGAUGUGUGAUCAAGCAAUCCCUCGAGGGCCCUUUCUACGUUUUCUGGUACCACGAGGGUGAUCGCGUUCUGGACUACCAAUUGAACAAGAUCGACAUCCAGACGAAGAGGAUCGAUCACGACACGGUCAGCAGCCUCCUGAUCCACAAAGCGAGGCGGGAAGAUUCGGGAAAUUACACUUGCAGUCCGAGCAGUUUGGACAGCGCGAGCGUGCAACUUCACGUGUUAAAUGGGGAGCAUCCUGCAGCGAUUCAAAGAGGGAUCAGCUCGGCACCUGGUGGCUGUCCGACGCUAUGGUGGUUGGCAGGCGUCUUGACGCUUUAUUCGAGCCAUGGUAGCCGCCUGUUCGUCCUCGCCCUUCUGAUCCUCAUGGUCCUCUAUUCGAAGAAUCCAUCUUACUUCGCGCCGGAACGAUAAUCAGAAACGGGAGCUGGAAAGAUAAUGAUCGAUUAUCUCCUGCUACGAGACCCGGAAGGCGCCUCGAGGGAACGUUACAUCAAGAGGAGGCGAGGGAAAGUGCAAGGCUUCUUCGGAAAAAAAGACUUCGUGGCAAGGUGGACGAUGAAGGGAGAGAGAAGUUGAUCGAGGGAAAACCGCGAGGGAACAUCCGCGCGACGAGAAACUGCGUGUUCACGUUCGAAGAUAACCGAGAGAGAGAUAUCGAAAUCCUUCAUCCAAGCGAAUAAAAUACAACCGAAUUUCAUUUGUCGGAAAAAAAAAAAAAAAAGAAAAGGAAUGAUUUCGAAUAAGUGUCGUUUACGUCGCGGCUCAGUGAUUGAAUUUCAUCGAGAAAUUAAAUGUACAUUCAGAAAGGGGGAAAAUCUUCACAACGAAGGAUCGAAGGAUCCUGCUUUUCGAACUCGACUCGAUCCACUAUUGAUUAUAGGGAUCCGUGAACGACGUCGAUCGCGGGCGUCUCAACGACGAUUCUACUCUGUGAACGUGGUAUUAUAAGAGAAAUUCAGGAUAACGCACGUUUUUUCGUGCGUCGAGAUAUGUAUGAUCCGGCCGUUAGCAAUUAGGGGUUAAUUAAUCUCGGGGGUGAGAGAUUACCCGUGAUAUCGGCGCGAGUUCUUCACGACGCGGUCGAAAAGUGGUUACUUAUGGUCGAGCGAUGGACAAAAACGAAACGACACGAAGUUUGCGAACACCCUCCCUCUAAUCCUCACCUUCAAAAGCGGGACAACAAACACGAAUUUUUUAUAGGAAUUAUACAUAUAAAAAUAUACGAUCUUCCAAUGUGUAUUUCAAACACGCGCGAUAUAGAACCUUUUAUACCCUCGUUACGCAUCCUCCAUCGUUCUAUAACGAAUCAUUCUAACUGAUCGCUGAAUCGUCAUACAUACGAAAUCAUUGUACAUAUUUGCCUAUAUAUAAAAAGUAAAAACACCGUCGUGUUGAAUGAUCGUGUAAAAAAAAAAAAAAAAGUCUUCGAAGGGACGAC
This is a messenger RNA of Apis mellifera (honey bee), 2657 nucleotides long. Its product is annotated as neurotrimin. The record is from RefSeq and is a predicted model, not a curated record. The transcript is spliced from 6 exons. Gene Ontology annotation, biological process: synapse organization. Lineage: Eukaryota; Metazoa; Arthropoda; Insecta; Hymenoptera; Apidae. Gene Ontology annotation, cellular component: neuron projection membrane. Bases 716 to 1630 code for a protein of 304 amino acids.